Messenger RNA from Lutzomyia longipalpis, 9629 nucleotides. RefSeq names its product histone demethylase UTY (gene Utx). NCBI's taxonomy places the organism in Eukaryota, Metazoa, Arthropoda, Insecta, Diptera, Psychodidae. The transcript is spliced from 13 exons. Bases 144 to 4286 code for a protein of 1380 amino acids. The record is from RefSeq and is a predicted model, not a curated record. Gene Ontology annotation, cellular component: MLL3/4 complex. Gene Ontology annotation, biological process: regulation of gene expression. Gene Ontology annotation, molecular function: histone H3K27me2/H3K27me3 demethylase activity; protein binding; RNA polymerase II cis-regulatory region sequence-specific DNA binding.
AUGGCUGAAAAAUGGCCGCGCGUGUAGGAUUUUUUAUGAUUUGAAGAAGAAAGUUGGUGCUAAUAAAUCAAUUAUUGUGCAGUUUGUGGACAAUCUGUGUGAUUAAAAAUCAACAGAGUGUACAUACAAAGAGACAUUGAAAGAUGAUUCCUGAUUUUACGGAGGAGAUCAGUCUUUCCGCUCAAGAACUUCACGUUCUCUCCGAGCUUGACAGCCGGCAGUAUGGAUUUCUGAAGCUGACGUCGCCGGAGCAGGCGAAAAAGCAGGCACUUGUCUUAAAGGCAAUUAAGUACCUGGAGCGUAUGCUAGUGCAGGCUCAAUCGCAGAAAGAGAGGGAUUUUAGUAGUAAAAAAGGCGAUGAUCUGGCCAGGAGUACAGAGAAAGCACAAGGUGGUGCAGAAGAUGCGAAGGAGGUUGUCAAAACGGAGCCAGUGGACUUUCCGGACGAAGAAAGUGGCGAGACAAUGCCAAAGAAACUCAAAUUAGAGGAGAGUGAGCCACAAAUUGUGGACAUUGACAUGAAGACAGUGGAUAGUGUGGAUGAUGGAGCCGGUAAGGAUACUACUCAGAAGGAUACAAAGGAUCUCUCUGAUGCAUCCAAAGAUAUCAACAUUGAUCCACGUACCUACUGCAAACUCGGGCACUUCCACCUUCUUCUGGAGCAAUAUCCCAAAGCUUUGAGCGCAUAUCAAAAAUUCUAUAAUCUCAAAAGUGAUCAUUGGAAGGACACGGCGUUCCUUUACGGUCUCGGACUCGUCUACUUUCACUACAAUGCCUUCAGGUGGGCGAUCAAGGCAUUCCAGCAGUUGCUGUACGUCUGCCCAGACUUUGCACGUGCCAAUGAGGUCCACCUGCGCCUGGGGCUUAUGUUCAAAGUGAAUGGUGACUACGAGACAGCUCUGAAGCACCUGCAACUUGCCUAUUUGGAUUCAUCCUCACCUACAUUAUCAUCAAAACUCGAAAUCCGAUUUCACAUUGCCCAUCUGUAUGAAGUGCAAUCAAAGCAUAAGGCGGCGAAAGUGGCGUAUGAGCAGUUACUUAACGAAAAACAGCUGACACCGCAAAUAAAGGCAGACAUUUAUCGACAACUAGGAUGGAUGUACCAUUCAAUUGAUUCGCUGGGAGAUAAGCGUUCCAGGGAAACAUUUGCCAUACAUUAUCUACAGAAAUCAAUCGAAUCGAGUCCUACAUCGGGACAAUCUCUCUACCUUCUUGGGCGGUGUUUUGCCGGGCUCAAUAAAGUCCACGACGCCUUUAUAGCGUAUAGAAAUUCCGUGGAGAAGAGUGAGGGAAACGCAGACACAUGGUGCUCCAUCGGGGUGCUGUAUCAGCAGCAGAAUCAGCCUAUGGAUGCACUGCAGGCUUAUAUAUGUGCCGUACAAUUGGAUAAAUCCCAUAAAGCAGCUUGGACGAAUUUGGGUAUCUUGUAUGAGAGCUGCAGUCAGCCACGGGAUGCAUUUGCGUGCUUUUUGAAUGCAACGCGUACACAGCAGACACAGGAGGCAUCAACGGUGGUCGGGGGUGGUCAGACACCAGCAGUAGCGGGUAAAUUGAAUAAUUUGCAGCAGAGGAUAAAAUUUCUGCAGAGCCAACUGGCGCACGCUCCUAUGCCGAGCAUAACGUCCAAGAGACGCCAAUUACCCUCGAUUGAGGAGGCGUGGAAUCUACCAAUUUCGGCAGAGAUGAGCUCACGGCAGCAACAGCAGCAAAGUGCUCAGGCGAAUCAUCAUCAACGGCAAUUCCAGAAGACACCAACUGGCGGGGGUCAGCAGGUUAUUGUGGGGCCACCACCACCAUAUCCAAAUGCUCAGGCACCCACAGCAGGAGCCCCAAUUGCGGCGAAGCGCUUCAAGACGGAAGAUGUCCCCGGGCAGCGACGUCCAGGGCAGCCGUCAUUCUAUCUUACGCAGCAACAGCUGCAGAUGCUGCAGUACUUGCAGCAGAAUCAGGCGAAUUUACCGCCACAUCAGCAGGAGUUGCUGCAACAGCUGACACAGCAGUACAGAUUGAUGCAGCAGCACCAGCAACAGCUGCGGUUGCAACAGCAGAGAGCCGCUCAGGGUGGGCAACCGCAGCAACAGCAAGUGGGGCGACCCUUUCCGGGGCAGCAACCUCAACAAAUUGCUCAGGCGGGCAAUGGAACGACGUUCCAGGCACAACAGAGAACCCCACCGUCGGGCACGGUGGCACAGACGGGAUUUGCCGAUAGUACGGGUGCCAAUUUCCCAGCUGCCACGGGGCAUACGCAACCAGCUGCUGGGAUGCCCUUCAAGGCAGCCGGUGGGAAUGCAACCACCCCAACAACAUCCUUCCAAUCAACACCAAUGCAGCAGGAUUUCGUGGCGACUUCUGCAUCACCCACAAUCACAACGAGUCAAUCGGAUUUGGGUGUGACGGAUCAGGAGCUUCGGGCGAUUCUUUCGCAACGUGAUAUCGCCACAACACUCGCGGAAAAUCUGCUUAAGCAAUUCGGGUCGGAUGAUAUUGAUAUCAAGGAGGAGGUUCCCGAUGUGCCAACAUCCGUUGCGUCCACACCAGUGUCCGUUGUGGCUGAUAGUACGACAAAUCCACAAAAAUCCCCACCAAUGAAGUGCGAGGUGACUUCCACGAGCAAUACUGUAAAGCCCGUCAUUCCAAAGCGUGAGAUAAAGAUGGAGCCUGUGUUGAAAAUUGAAAAACUCUUUGAGGGUGAUCAGAAGCCACGAUUUUCCAUUGAGAUGGAUUCAAAGCAGAUAACAGAAAUGUGCAAAUCGAUGGAUUCCAAACAACCUCCGCCCCCGUGUUGCAUUCUAGCACCCGAUACACCGCCCCCGUGUCCACCGGAUUGCCCGCCGCAGCGUCUUACGCGGGAACAACUGCAACCACCCACGCCAUCGGUGCACCUGGAGAAUAAGAAGCACGCCUUCAGUCCGCAACUGCAGGAGUUCUGUCUAAAGCACCCAAUUGCUGUGAUACGUGGCAUGGCGGCGGCCCUGAAGCUCGAUCUGGGCUUAUUCUCCACAAAGACCCUCGUGGAAGCCAAUCCAGAUCACAGUGUUGAGGUCCGUACGCAAAUGCAUCAGUCGUCGGAUGAGAAUUGGGACAUUGGGCAGGCUAAGAGGGUGUGGGCGUGCAUCUCACACAGAUCACAUACAACCAUUGCCAAGUAUGCCCAGUAUCAAGCGUCCAGUUUUCAGGAUAGUUUAAAGGAUGAACGUGAUAAAACAAGCGGAGUUCACAAUUUUUCCGACUCCGAUUCCAAAGAUUCAGUAAGCAAUAACGGUACCAAUGGAAAGAAGAAGAAGCUGAAGAAUAAUUCCAAAACCCUAAGAUUCGGUACGAAUGUCGAUCUUUCGGAUGAACGCAAGUGGAAGCCACAGCUGCAAGAGCUACAAAAGUUACCGGCAUUUGCACGUGUUGUGAGUGCAGCGAAUAUGCUGUCACACGUGGGGCAUGUUAUUUUGGGCAUGAACACCGUGCAAUUGUACAUGAAGGUGCCGGGAAGUCGAACGCCGGGGCAUCAGGAGAACAAUAACUUUUGCUCCAUUAACAUCAACAUAGGUCCUGGGGAUUGUGAGUGGUUUGCCGUGCCUGAUGCCUACUGGGGUGGGAUUCAUGGGCAGUGCGAUAAGAAUAAUAUAAACUACCUCCAUGGAUCGUGGUGGCCAGUGCUUGAGGAUCUCUACAAAGCCAACAUCCCUGUGUAUCGGUUCAUUCAACGUCCCGGGGAUCUUGUUUGGGUGAAUGCUGGGUGCGUUCACUGGGUUCAAGCCAUUGGAUGGUGCAAUAAUAUAGCGUGGAAUGUGGGACCACUCACAGGACGGCAGUAUCAGCUCGGUAUUGAGCGCUAUGAAUGGAAUAAGUUGCAGAGUUUCAAAAGUAUUGUGCCAAUGGUACACCUAAGCUGGAAUUUGGCCAGAAACAUUAAGGUGUCGGACCCUAAACUCUUCGAAACCAUCAAAAACUGCCUGCUUCAGACGCUGAAGAAUGUUAUUCUAACGCUUGAGUAUGUCAAGACGAAGGGAAUUGAAGUAAGGUUCCAUGGACGCGGGAAGAAUGAAGCUUCUCACUACUGUGGUCAAUGCGAGGUGGAAGUAUUCAAUGUGCUCUUUAUAAGGGAACAGGAGAAGCGUCAUGUAGUUCACUGUCUAGGCUGUGCUCGGAAGCAGACACCAUCUCUCCAGGGAUUUGUCUGCCUCGAGGAAUAUCGACUAAGUGAAUUAACGCAAGUUUACGAUGCCUUUGUUCUUCAUAGCCCCCCGCCACAGCAAAUUGUUGCACCCGUUGUACCCACGACGUCCUCGUAACAUCCAGAGAGUGACGAUAAUUCCUCGUCAAGGGACAAUUCUUGUCCACAAAUGAAAUUUCAUGGAGGUAUGUAAAAUUCCUUUCCUGUAUUCUCUCUCUUUUUUUCUCCCCUGCCUCACGUGGAGAAUACAAACACACACACACACACUCAACGAAUGAGUGUGCAAGAAGAAGAAAAAAAAUCACUGGAUACGUCUUUCUAUGGAGGAGAUACAAAAUGUAGCAUAAACUUCAUCCUGUCUCUGCGUAAUAUUUCUAUUAAAUUAAUUUAUUGUGUCUUCUCAUUGAUAUAAAAAAACAAACAAAGGGAAUGACGGAGAAAAAAAACUUUUAGAUGUGAAUACUAUUGACAUUAUUAUAGAUUAAAACUUGAAUAAAUAUCCAUUUUUAGUAAAGAUGAAGGACAAAACAAAAAUAUAUAAAAAUUAUCACUUUCUGUUAAUAUUUAUUAUAAAUAGUGUGCGGGAGCAAUGAAUGCGUGAAUGGGGUGGGGAAUGGAGAUAUGAAUGAAGAGAGAUAUAAAGAAAAAUGUAUUACUAGAAGCGAUUUACGGUAUAUAAAAUAUAAUAUAAUAUAAAAAUGAGUAAUAGUUUAGUGAAUGAAACAAUCGUGGAAUGAAAAAUAUUCGCAAGAAAAACGUAUUUAUAUGGAGAAUUUAGAUAGUAAGAUUAUGUCCAUUUUAUUACCUCAUAAAACUAUUAAAGAAGUAGAAGGAAAAAAACAACACAGAAAACGGAAGGAUAUAGAACGUAGUCACACCAUUAUUUUCUCAAAAAACAAAUAACAUUAUAUACUUUAGGGGGCAACAUAAAAAAAGAACGUACGAGAAAUCACUUAGAGAGUAAUUUCAAUAGGGUGUCUCAAAAUAGGUGUAGAAUUUGAAAUUGGUGGCGUUUUAUUGUGGAUGGAUUUAAUGGAUUAAAAACACGAAAAAGAUAGGUAAUCCAUUAAAAAACUUAAAAUUUUUCAGUUAAUAUUUCAUUUAAUUUUUGAAAAAUUAAGUAACCUCAACAUUGUCUUCUUCCGGAAGAUUGAAAAGUAGAGUCCGGAACAUGAAUUAUGAAGGAAUCUAAAUGAUUUUUAAUAUUUUAUGAAUAAAAUCUUAUUUUCAUCAACUUAACAUUCAAAAUAGACUGAAAGUUGUACAGAAUUCUUUCCGGAAUAUCUAUUAAAGGGCAAAUAAGGCUUUGUUUUCCGGGAGUUAAUAAUCUCAAGAAGAAAUAAUAGAUAAAACAAAUCUUAAAUGAUUUUCAGUGUAUAUCCAAACAGGUCGUCAUUAACCAUACAGAAAGAAGUAAAAAAUAAUAUCAGUUUUAUGAUACAAAAACUAGUUUUUAUUCCGGAAGGAUCAAUUCUGUGCCAAAUUACUUUCUCUUCAAACGUUUUGUUACAAGAUUUUGACAGUUUGUGUCUGUUCCGAAAAUCCCUUAGAAAAUUCUUUAGAGGAUUCUGGAAACAUUUUUUUUGAAGAACAUAACUAAAGAUAUGACCUGUCAAAAUCUUACGUUUAAUACCGAAAAUCUUGCAAAUCUUUAAUAUUCAGUAAACAGAAAAGAUUUUUGGCAGAAUAGACCUUGGAAUUUUUGAUUUUUUAUUUAUUUGUUUAUUUGUUUAUUAUUAAAAUAACUUCUAAAAAUUUCUUUAAAAUUUAGAUCAACAUUUUGUUUUUCCGGAAAAUGUUAAAAGAUAUUUUGAUAUGACCUGAAAUUUUGAUAAAAUGAAUUUUAAUGCCUGAAACUGACAGAAAAAUUACAUUUUUUAAAUUUUAUCAGUAAAUUCUAAUUUACAAUUUCAAGAUUAAUUUUUCCUUUUAAAAAGCUUUUGAAUGAUAAAGAUAAAAAAAUAAAACUAUAAUAACAAAGUUUAAAAAAAAAUGUUGGAUUAUUAGAAUAAAAAGUAUGGAACAAUAAAACAAUAAGAGGGAUCAUCAAUUACAAAUAAUUACAUUUAUAUUGAGACACCUUCUACGAUAUGUAAGUUAACACGAAUCAUAAAUUUAGGCAUUGCUAGCAAAAAAAAAAUAUAAAUUAAACAAGACAAAAAUUAAGCAAUUUCGAUAUUACGGGCAAACACUAAAAAAAAAUAAAUCACAAACAUUAUAUUAUGUAAUCUUGAAAGAAUGAAAGAAAAACCAAAAAGAAAAUCGAAAUUUACAGAAGAAUAUUUUUCUUUUCAAAAAAACAAACGGACGAAAAGAAAGGAAUUUAGGAAGAAAAAAAUAAAAUUGACUGCAAAAUUGAAAAAUGGUGUGUUCACUAAAUUAUCAAAUUACGAAAUAAGUUUUUUUUUCGUGGACGUAGUGUUAAUUUAUGUAAAUGAAGAGAAACAAUUUUAUUAUUACGAUUGGGGGGUGACAAGUGAAAAACAAAAAUAAAAUGGGGAUGAACGAAAAGUACCACCGCUUUAUAAGGAAAAACAAAAUGGAAAUGAAUUGUAGGAAAAAAACAAAUAAAUAAGAAAAAUCGUGUAAGAAUAGGAAGGGAGAAGAAAAAAAACGUGGAUGGGAAAAUGUGCAGGGAGUCCUCUUCUUUUGAAUUGCUGAGCUCUUGUACUUUUUUUUCUUCCAACAAAAAAAAAGAAAAGAAAACUCGUGUAAAACUAUUUAAUUGCGAUCUCAAGAAAAUCUUUUUUCUUUAAGAAAAUUAGAUAUUGCGUGUGUGUAUAUAGUUAAAUUAAAUUGAAUUCUAUAAAUUUGCGUGUAAGUUUUAAAAGAAAGAAAAAACAAUGUAAAGAAAUCGCGAAAUAAAUGAUGCGAAAAGCAUGACAAAAAAGUGAAUAAGAUGUUUUAUUAUUCUACCUUUAAAAAUUUUAUUAAAGAAAAGAAACAUUUUCAAUCGGCAAAUUUAACAAAAAAAAGAAACCUUUUUGAAUAAAAGAAGAAAUUCUCUAUGAAGAAAAUUAUUUUAUUUGGAGAUAAAACAGUUAAAAAAAAACAAAUAAAUGAAAAAAAUGGAGAUGAAAAGAAGGAUAAAAAACAUUGAAAAAAUGAAAAUAAAAAAACCUAUAACCAGUGUUCACUGCCAAUUUAUGUGUAAAGGACAAUUGAGACAUAGAAGAAGAGAAAAUUAUAAAAAUAAGUGAAAAAAUUGUAUAGGAAAAUGCGUGAAAUCGAUGGAUGGUUGCACAAGCAAGCAAGAAAAAAGGACGGGAAUCCUUUUACAAACUUUUGUACAUAAAAAAUAAUGUUCUUAAAACUAAUUGGCAUUUAAUUGGAUGAGAAAAAAUAUCAAUUAUCUGGACAAAAUAAAAUAUUUAAAAUAAAAGAAAAAAACAUUCGGCUACAAUAUUAACUGUUUUGAGCGGAAAAAAUGUAGAAUUAAAAUUCAAAGAAAAAAAUAUUUCAAAAAAUAAAAAAUGAAUUAAAUUAUCAAAUGGUACGUUUAGGAUGGAAAUUAUAGAAGUUGUGUCUUUGUGGAAAUAAUUGGAAUAGAAACAGCAUUAUAUUGUAGCAAGAAAGGGGGCAAGAAGUACAGAAGGUGGUUGAAUUUUAGGGACAGAAAAAAGUUUUUUUUUAAUUUUUAAAUCAGUUUGAAAAAUCAUUUCAUAAUGAUUUCUGCAAAAUAAGGCAAUUAUUUUUAACCAAAAAUAAUGUUUUUUUAUAAGAAUACUUAAAGGAAUUUUAAAAGGUUUACAAAGGAGUUUAUCCACUUCUUAUAUGGAAAAUUUCUUAUCCGUGCAUCUGUUGAAUUUUGAGCUUCAGGUUUUAAUUUUAAAAUCUGAAUUCAAUUAAAACGAUUAAAAUCAUUUCUUUGUAAAUAAAUUCCUUGAUAAAAUGCAAAUAAUUCAAUAAUUCAGUUUGAUAAAGAUUAUUUUCUCGUUUUUUCUGAUUUUUUUUUGAAAUAAAAUUAAUUUUUAAUACUCUUUAACGAAGAAUAAAAGAAUCAAUAAUCAUUUAAAGGAAAUAUCCAAAAAUUGAUUUGAUUCCAUCUUGUUGGGAAAAAACAAACAGAAAUUAAAUGAUAAUCUUAAUCUCUUUAUAAUAAAUUUGAAAUAUUUUAAUAGAAAAAAAAUAUUUCUUCUGUCGCGUUCAAUCUUAUGACUAACUCUUUAAAGUUUAAUUAAAUUUAAAAAAAUCUUAUAUGAAUUGCUUUGAAUUUGCAUAGCUACUGAAUUAUUAUUUUAUUUUUAUUCAUUCUGUCCGUAUAAUUUUCACUCACUCCACACUGUACUUCUUCCACUCAUAUUUGGGUCGUCUUUUGAUCGUUAUUAUUGAUGUGCGGCAAUGAAGUGUAAUAUCUCCAAAAUAAUCUUUUGUUUUCUUUGAAAAAACUUUAAAAAAAAAAGGAAAAAUCUAAAUUUAGUGAUCAAAAAUAAAGAUCAGGAACGAAAAAUAUCGAAAUUAAAUGUCAAAAUGAAUGUGAAGUUACGUAAAAAAAAAGAAAAGAAAUAUGUAAGGAACGAAAGCUUUCAAGAUUUUACACAAACAUACAACACAGAACUGCAAUAAAAUAAAAAUCUCUUCUGCUUUUUUGUAUAGAAAAUAAGUAAAAAAAAUAGUUAAUGAAAACAAAAACCAAACUCUCACCUCAAAUUCUAACUCACUGCCACGUCAUAGAACAAGAUACAAAAAAAAGAAGCAAAAUGGUUUAAUAGAAAUAGAAUCCAAAGAGAAAGUUGAGAAAUGGUUAAAAGAAUGUUAAAAAGAAGAAAAGAAAAAUAACAAAGAGAAGGAAAAAGGAAAUUUCGUGGAAGCUUCUAUGUGCCUUUUUCUUGGAUCUUUUUUUUUGGACGAUAAUGCGCGGUUUAUCCGCCUUAUAACAAAAAUAAACCCUAAUUUUUGAUACUCAGAAAAAAACCCAUAACUAAAAAAAAGUUUUAAAGAAAAAGUAUGAAGAGAAAAAUGCCAUAAAAAAUUAGUUUUACACUCAAAAAAAAAUGGAUGGUUUUUUAGUAAGAAAAGAAAAUAAAAUGCAAAAAUAACUCUGGGAAAACAAACAUAUUUUUGUGAGAAAUAAAUGAAGAAAGUGUAGAAAAAAUAAAUUGCUUCGCAUAUUUUGUAAUAAAAAUCAAUACAUUAAAUUAAAAAUUAAAGAAAAAAAACACAUGCAAGGAUCACAAAAAGCAAGAAAAAAAGUAAAUUAAAAAAAAUCUCAUGACAUAGUAAAAUAAAUCGCAUGGAAUAGUAAGAAAAAACAAGAAAAUAUAAGAAAAAUUAUAUAAAAGGGCCGUUUAUUGGCUUUGUAACCGAUCUACGAUUUACCAAUUUAUUCUGUAUAUAGUGGUAAAAAAUAUUUAAAUUAAAGUAAUUUCGCGUUAGUGUAGAACUAUUUGGAACAAUUAAACUGAUAAAUUACACAACUAAGCAUUAAUUAAUCGAAAUAUAUACUGAUAUACAAUUAAAA